CGGGCGGCGCGGGCCGCCAUGGAGGCAGGGCCGUGGGGCGUGUGCGAGGAGAUGGCCAUCCUGCACGGCGGGUUCCUGCUGGCCGCCAAGCUCUUCCAGCCGCGGGCGCUGCGGGAGCUGCGCAAGGCCGACUGGCCGCUCGUGGGGCCGCCCAUCGCCGACGCCCUCCGCGAGAUCGCCGCCCGCCGCCCCGCGCCGCCGCGCCCCGGCCUCUGGAAGAAGCAGGCCGUCGCCAUCGUCUGGGCCAAGGUGCUGCUCCCCGGGCCCCCGCCCGCCUCGCUGGACCGGGGCUGGCGGGAGGACGCCUUCUUCUCCGUCGGCCGGAUGAUCCCCGACGUUAACCACACCGUCCUCUUCGAGCUGGCCAAGGCCCUCAACGUGCCCCGGCUCUUCGUGCAGCUGCUGCUGGCGCUGCCGCGGGAGCUGCGUCGCGCCGAGCUGCAGCGCUUGGUGGAGUACGUCGCCAGCGAGACCUCCCCGGCGGACGUCAGCUUCUUCUUGGACGUGUGGUGGGAGGUGAUGAAGCACAAGGAGGAGCAGGAGGAUGGGACGGCCUCAACGUUCAGCGCUCUCAUCCGUCAGCACGGGUCUGAGCCCUCCCCAGACGACGGGCUCCAGCCCCCCAAGAGGUUCAAGAGUGACCCUGUCUCUGUGACUAGCCCACCUGCUGCCACCAGCCUGCUCAUGGUCCUGAUAGAGGGGCUGAAGCAGACCUACAGGAGCAUCACCCUGCCCCGCAUGAAGUGCUACGCCUUGGCCAACCUGGCAGAGCUGCUGUCUGUGUUCGCUGAGCUGGAGCCAGAGGGCAGCUCCCUCCCCGUUGCCGAGUACCUGGACAAGGUCUGCUCGGUGGUCAGCCUCUGGAACAGCGAUGCUGAAAGCCGGUACCACCAGCGAGGGCUGGACGAGAAGGUGAGGGAAGCUGAGAGAAGCAUGAGCCUCUUGUCCGUGGUCAAGCUCUCUGAUGAGGAGCUCUUUGCUGGCUUGUACUUGCUCCGCAACUUGCUUCAUGCCUGGGGAGAGGAGUUGCAGGGCACCCUGAACAACUCCGAGGAGCUCUGCUAUGAGAGCUACCGGCUCCUUGAUACUCUUACCACCUUCAAGAAGAACCUGGUUUGCUUCUCGGAGACUAGAGACCUGAGUGAGGACGAGAAGCUCAUAGUGUUAGAGCUGACACAGAUCAUUGAGCACUUUCUCGAGAAGAUCAGCACCAGUCUGAAGAGCAAGAAUUCGGACACCAGCCUUAUCUCUUCAGUUGCCAUGACAAUCAUUGAACGGAAGCUGGACCGGCACAUGGAGAUGUGCUCCAUUUUUGCUUCUGAGCAGACCUGGGCCUUUUCAAAGGACUGGGUUGACUGUCUUGUGAGAAACAAAACUCUCUUCCAGAAACCAGAGCUAGUUUUGAAGUUACUGGAGACUGUGGUGAACUUUACUGCAUCCUCCCAAGACAGGGAGGCCCGGGAGUUACAGAUGCAAGUGACCAGGGCCAUCCUGGAGUGUUACACUGAGCUUUCAUUAACUGACAAGAACAAAGUACUCUCAGGUGUCCUGGCGUCCUGGGGCAGUCCAGGUCUGUCCGUGAACUUGCAGGUUGUCAUGGAGGGGUUCCAGGAGGAUCUGAAUGUGGCUUUCAACCAGAUCACACAGAGCGUUUCCGAUCAAGGCCUGUCCAGGGCUGUGGCUUCCGUGGCCAGGCUUACUCUGCUGUACCCUGAAGCCACUGUGAAGAAGGUUUGUAAUCUUGCUGUUGUCAAUCUAGGAACACACCAGUUCCUUGCCCAAAUCCUCUGCUCCUUCCCAGCACUGAGCUUCCUGGAGACACAUGAUGAUCCAGGUAGGCCACGCAACCUGGUAGUGAGGUGUUUGAAGGAGGCUGUAUGGGGUAAGCUUUCUACUGUGAGGGAAGAGGAGCAGUUUCUUGAGUUCUUGGCCUUUCUCAUGCAGCCAAGCUCAGGGGCUUCACUUGUGUCACCUGCAGAGGUGACUAAAGCCUUUGUCCUUCCCUGUUUGAAAUCAGACUGUGCUCAAAUUGAGCUGAGCCUUCAGAUCCUUAGUAAAGUUUUGGGAAUGCAGUCCUAUCCAGAAGAGCACUGGAUCAAGUCCUGCCACCCAUUCCCGCUCCUCCUCAGCCUCUGCAAGCUUUUGGAUGGUUACACAAGGUAUUGGCAUCAGCCAAGGGACCAGUGCUUCCCUUCACUGGAGACCAAAGACCUGCUGGUGAACACUCUCUCCCAACUCUGUGAGGUGGUAAGACCAGAAGCUGCCCCAUCCCCUGAUGUAUGGGUCCAGUCGCUGGCUUGGCUUCAUAGGAAGGUGGCAUCACUGGACUGGACUGUUGGUCUCCGACUGAAGAAGUUAUAUGGAGACCACUUCAAGAACGAGGUCCCAGAGACGCUGUUUGAGAUCUGCAAGCUCCCAGAGGACGAGUGGACUUCCCGGGCUUUGCCAGCCUACGGGCCGGGCAGUGGGCUCCUGGCGUGGAUGGAGUGCUGCUGCGUGUCCACAGCGCUCAAGGAGACAAUGCUGACACUCCUCACGGUCAAUGUGGACAACCCUGAAGAAGUGAAUCUCUUCAGCAAAGGGUUCCUGGUGGCCCUCGUACAGGUCCUCCCUUGGUGCAGCCACAGUGAAUGGAAGAGGCUCGCCCAUGUGGUCCAAAGCUUGCUGCAGAGGCAAGUCUUACAUGUGCCAUACACGCUGGAGUAUGUCCAGUACCUGCCCUUGCUCAACCUCCGGCCUUUUGCCCACUACCUCCAGUUCUCCGUACUCUUCCUACGAGGCUUCCAGCUCCUUUGCAGCUCCAGCUGCUCCACGUGGCUGCCAGCAGAGGCCUGGCUCCAUGUGGUCCAGCUGUACUGCAGUAGCCUCACAGACCUGCUGGGCUCUGUCAAGAGCACCACAGUGCCCCCCAUGCACUCCACCGAGGACAUGAACCCUGCGCAGGAGAUGUCCUUCAUCUGCAUCCAGAUGUUUUGCCAUGUGCUGCACGUCGCCGCCAUGCUGCCGGACAAUGGGUGCAGCGAGCCGCUGGUGGUGGUGGCCCUGGAGGUCCUCUCGCAGUAUGAGGCCUUCAGUGCUGCCGAUAGGUCCCCCAGCAACACGCUGCGGAGAGCCAACGAGAGACAUUUCCUGGAGUGCAUCACGGACAACGUUGCCGACAAGGCGCUGCGGAGCACCCUCCUGCAGAAGCUGAGCAAGCUGGGAGCUUAGGCAGCGCGCCCAGCCAGGGGCCAGCUCGGGAAGCUGAGCAGGGCAAAGGAGGCGAGCACAGACCCUGCAGCAGGGGACCUGACGUGUGGAGAGUUGUAAGAUCGAUAAUAAACCUUAUCUUUUUUUCUCUUUUGAACAUUU
Molecule: messenger RNA, 3351 nt
Organism: Rhea pennata
Lineage: Eukaryota; Metazoa; Chordata; Aves; Rheiformes; Rheidae
Gene: GEMIN4
Product: gem nuclear organelle associated protein 4
Exons: 2
Coding region: 19-3210 (1063 amino acids)
Biological process (GO): rRNA processing; spliceosomal snRNP assembly
Cellular component (GO): SMN complex
Source: RefSeq, a predicted model, not a curated record